Molecule: messenger RNA, 8609 nt
Organism: Hermetia illucens (black soldier fly)
Lineage: Eukaryota; Metazoa; Arthropoda; Insecta; Diptera; Stratiomyidae
Gene: Dscam4
Product: Down syndrome cell adhesion molecule-like protein Dscam2
Exons: 33
Coding region: 1917-7694 (1925 amino acids)
Biological process (GO): cell-cell adhesion
Molecular function (GO): protein binding
Source: RefSeq, a predicted model, not a curated record
CACGGUGGCGUAAGGAACAAGCUCCUUGUCUUAGCAUUCGGCAAUUCGGUGGCAUCGAAGCAUCCUCUUGUUCCUCCUCUGUUUUGUCCUGUGCUGUCCGGGUGGCUGAACAGUUGAACAGUUGAAUAGAAGUUUCAUCCUAUUUAGUAGCCAAAGCGAAGACGGCUCGUGUGUGCUGUGUGAAUGGUCUGUCGUAGUCGUCGUCGUACAACCACCCCGUGGUCGAUUCAGUUGAAGUGGAUUCAGAUAAAGUGUGAUAAAAUCAGAGUCAGAUUCGAGAUUGGAGUCGAAAUCGCAGGCUCUAAGUCGGUUUUCGGUGCACAAGUUUAAUGACUUUCCGGCAUUCCUAGAGUCCUGUCCCUCCUCCCCUGCUGUCUGCAUUGCGAUUUAAUCCAAUAGAGGAUUUGGCAAUCACAUUACUUACCGGAUUACGACGGGGAGGCUCGAACUGUCCACUUGCAGCCUGUCUCGUGUCGGAGGACCACGUUCCAACUCAGACCGAGUCCUGUUCUCUCGUUUCCGUUUCGAUAGUGUGUUAAUUUCAUAAUCGAAUUUUCAGUUCAAUUUUCGAGAGGAGCAACUAUGAAAAAUGAAAAUCGAUAAGAUACGACUAGUCGACUGCUCGACAUUUCAAAUUUAGUAAAGUGCGGUUCGCUCCUGUCGCCCGCUCCUCUAGCGGAAAGGACUUCUGAAGCUUUUGAUUUAGUGUGCUCCCUCGUCCUAUCGUCAAAGACUCCUCCGGCUGGAAUUCAUUGCAGGAGGCCCGACGGGUAUUUGCCCGGCAUUUCCGCAAGACGCAAGGAAGGCAGCGUUGAGGUGGUGCAUCGUUGCGAGGGGUUGUGUUGCAGGACCAGGAACUGGGAAGAGGAGAGGUGGCCUUAGUUCGAUGGACGGAAUGAUGCUCUCAAAAUCGGAUCAUUGAGCCGCAUGUGUGCUUGGUACCUACAAAUAAUUUGAUAUAGUGAAGUGGACGUGACGUGCGAUGGUUGAUAGUAGUCGGCCACAGUGAAUGGAGGGAUGCUUCGGAACGUAGUGGUCGGUGUUGUCCUGGAGUGUGUCAAGUGUUGAAUGCAUACUCCCAAAACAAUCGGUAGAUGGUUGGUGAAAUCGAAGUAUUAUACAUUCACUGGAUUCGUUGAGGCCAACCAUUAUCCAUCCAUCAAGUGCUUCACUGCAGCAAUCCAGACACCUGCCUAUUGUCCGCGAUCGUAAAGAGGAGCAUAAUAGCCGCCUAAAUUGCGGUGAUAAAUUAUUUAAGAAAAAUGAAAUUAUGAGUUUUUUAUUGCAGCUAUAAAAGCCGAAAGUAAUGUGAAAAAUGUCUUUUCAAAAAGCCGGUGGACUAGUGUGCGAGUGCUGCAAAAAGCAACGGAAAGUCGACAUUUUUGUAUACACUUGAGGAAGCAUCUUCCCCAAAAAGGAAAGAUAGACCAGAGACAGGGUGAAGUAAGUCAAGCCAAAGCAACGUAGACCGGGUCCUGUCGGAAGGACGAGGGGUCGAAAAUUCGCGAGAGUCGAUUCGAGGACAAUGCCGGGCGGUAUGUCGUCCUUGCGAAACGAGCGAGAUAGUGAGUGUGUGUGAAGUGAGUGAGUGAUUAUUUAUUAACAGGUGGCAAAAAUAAAAUAUAAAAGCAACGAUAAACAAUUUUCAAAGUGAAGACAUCCUGGAAGACUCUCAACAGCACUCGACUCGGCGGCUUCAUAUGAAACCCCCGAACCCCAAACUCUCAGCGACAGCAGUAACGUCGUCAGUGGCAACAACAACUACAGAGAAUAUCCUUGAAAUCGUGAGUCGGUGGGCACCUGUGGGGAGAAGGAUAUGGUCGCCCAUUUAUCCGUUCGGCGGUUGCGUUUUGCGACAGCACUGAAUAUUUCACGACCAGAUAAAAUGUAAUGGAAAACAUUAGAACGCAUAAAAAAUGGAUUUACACAGCCUUCUUAAGGCUGCGCUUAUCCUCUAUGUUUUUGGCGAUUCCAUUGGAUUAGAUCUUCAAGGGCCCAUAUUUCUGCAUGAACCGGCUCACAAAGUGGAAUUUUCCAAUAAUUCCGGAGGACACAUAGAAUGUUCUGGUCACGGGAGUCCACCACCCGAGGUCGAAUGGUCCCCAAUACCGCCGCAACAAGAUUUAGUUUUCAGUUUACAGAAUGGCAGCCUUUUAUUUUAUCCUUUUUCAGCGGAAAAAUAUCGUCAUGAGAUUCACUCUACAGUGUACAGGUGCAAACUGAAAAAUUUAGUUGGGACCGUUCUGAGCAGGGAGGUUCACGUCAGAGGAGUUGUCAACCAGAAAUACACCGUGCAGGUCCACGAUGAAUACGUCAUGUCUGGGAACACGGCUGUCCUAAAAUGUCAGGUACCCAGCUACAUGUCGGAAUUCGUAAUGGUCACCGCGUGGGUCCAGGAUUCCGGAAUGCACUUAUAUCCCAACACAGAUAUCGGGGGCAAGUACACAGUCCUGUCUAAUGGCGAGCUAUACAUAAAUAAUGCCGGUCCAAAUGAUGCAUUUAAAACUUACACAUGUCGAACUGUAAAUAGGCUAACAGGUGAAAUACAAAUCUCAACAUAUCCAGGACGAAUAAUUGUGACGGAACCGAAGGGCUUAGUGCAACCUCGAAUAAAUGUAGAGAAACACUCACUUAGACAUGUAGUACUCAACGGGCAAACAACAUUGCCGUGCAUAGCUCAAGGACAUCCGGUCCCUACGUACAGGUGGUUCAAGGAGGAAAACGAACAGCUUCUACCGCUACAGCUCAGCGAAAGAAUUACAAUGGUAUCAGCGGGUUUACUCAAGAUUACAAAGGCGAGACUGGAGGAUAGUGGGAAGUACUUGUGCUGGGUAAACAACACAGCAGGCGAGGAGACAAUACAAGUGGCCCUUACAGUAACAGCACCGCUCACGGCACACCUGCAGCCUCAGGUACAAACAGUCGACGUGGAUAAGGACGCACAAUUUCAGUGUAUAGUUUCAGGACAUCCCGUCCAGGAUGUUAAUUGGUUACAUGAUGGAAAACCAAUCCUGAGAGAUAAUCGAAUUGAGAUUCAUUCCGAUCCACCACGAAUUAUUAUUAAAAAAGUUCAAAAAGAGGACCAGGGAAUGUAUCAGUGCUUCGUGACGAACGAAUGGGAACAGAUACAAUCGACUGCCGAGCUUCAAUUAGGGGACGCAUCACCGGAGCUCCUCUACUGGUUUUCCGAACAAACAUUACAGCCAGGACCAACCGUCUCCUUAAAAUGCGUCGCAACGGGCAAUCCUCCACCACAGUUCACGUGGUCCCUAGACGGUUUUCCGAUACCGGAUAAUUCAAGAUUUCUAGUUGGACAGUAUGUUACCAUUCAUGACGAUGUCAUCAGCCAUGUCAACAUUUCAAACGUGAAGGAGGAGGACGGCGGCGAGUAUACGUGCACGGCUCAGAACAGCAUCGGCAAGGUAUCACACAGUGCAAAAGUAAAUAUUUAUGGUCUCCCGUACAUUCGGGAAAUGCCCAAGAUAACUGGCAUUUCUGGCAGUGACUUGAUAGUGAAAUGCCCAGUGGCCGGAUAUCCAAUUGAUAAGAUCGUUUGGGAGCGGGACGGACAAACUUUGCCCAUUAACCGAAGACAACGAGCAUACAACAAUGGAACCCUUAUCAUCGAACAACUGCAAAGGUUAAGCGACGCGGGGACGUAUACGUGCAUGGCUCAGAAUAAGCAGAAGCAAACAGCAAGGAGGAAUGUGGAGAUCCAAGUUUUGGUUCCACCGAAAAUUAUGCCGAUCCAAGCCAUGACUGAUGUCCUACGCGAAGGAAUGAGAGCCGCAAUUUCAUGUCAAAUUCUCGAGGGUGAUUUACCGGUUAGUUUCCGGUGGGAAAGAAAUGGAAAACCGCUCCUCGGUACCGGAAACGAAAUAAUCCGCCGUUUGGAUGGCUACUCAGCAAGUCUGGUCGUUGAAAACAUCACAUCCGAGCAUUCAGGGAACUACACAUGUAUCGCAAGCAAUGUAGCCGGAACUGAAAAGUUCACUGUUCCUCUAACUGUUAACGUACCUCCAAAAUGGCUUCUCGAGCCCAAGGAUUCAGGCGCUCAGGCCGGUCAAGACGUCCUCCUACACUGCCAAUCGGAAGGCUACCCUAAGCCAACCAUCACAUGGAAAAAAGCCAUCGGUACAACCCCCGGUGAAUACAAAGAUUUCAUCUACGAACCGAAUAUUACACUUUUUCCGAAUGGAUCCAUUUACUUCAAAAAAAUCACAAAGGAAUCACAAGGACAUUAUUUGUGCGAUGCGAAAAAUAACAUCGGGUCGGGUGUUAGUAAGGUGAUUUUCCUGAAAGUCAACGUUCCUGCUCAUUUUACAACGAAGAAUAAACAGCUUUCCGUAGCCAAGGGCAAGCAAGUCCAUUUGCAAUGUAACGUUCAAGGUGACAAUCCCAUUGAUAUCAAGUGGAGGAAUCAGAAUACCCAACAGCAUCUGGACGAAUCGCUGGACUCGAGGUACAAAUUGCGAGAACAAGUCGUCGACGACGGGAUGAUGUCAGAAUUGGGGAUUUCGCACACUUAUCGACAGGACACUGGGAUUUAUAUAUGCCAAGCCAGUAAUGCUUUCGGACAGGAUGAAAUGUCAAUACAACUAAUCGUCCAAGAAGUUCCUGAACAACCAAAAAAUCUUCGCAUCAAUUCGCAACAAUCUCGUAGCAUGCAACUCACGUGGAGUCAACCCUUCGCCGGGAAUAGCCCCAUCGAGGACUACCAUAUUUUUUAUAAACAAAUCACAGAUAAUUGGCAAAGUGCCGAAAGGAUAUCAGUCACAGGAACACAGACCGUCGUGACUAUCCAAAAUCUACGACCAGCCAAAGCAUAUCACAUACGAAUGUCCGCCGAAAAUAAAUUAGGAUCAUCGGAAUUUUCGGAAAUCGUACAAGUAACAACUUUAGAAGAAGUGCCUUCAGGACCGCCUCUCAAUGUCCGGGGCGAAGCCAAAAGCUCAACAGAGAUAUUUGUAUCUUGGGAAGCUCCGGAUCGGGAUCAUUGGAAUGGUAUUUUGCUUGGAUACUAUGUUGGCUAUCAAGUAGCCACCAGUCCCGACGAUAAGGAAAUUAAUCCCACGCAAGGAUUUAAUUUCAAAACGGUCGAAGUUCGAACCCAUUUCGGCGGCGAGACCGUACUAACGAAUCUCAAUAAAUUUACUUUGUAUAAUAUUGUUGUUCAGGCGUAUACAAGCCAAGGAAGUGGACCCCCCAGCAAGGAGAUAAGUGUACAUACACUGGAGGAUGUGCCAUCCAGUCCUCCAGAAAGUCCCCAAUGUGAUGUCCUUAGCUCAACGUCCAUUUACAUCACUUGGUCACCCCCAGAUAUUGAUGGCCAAAAUGGAAAAAUUAAAGGUUACAAAAUAUACUACAUAUCAGUCGAUGAUCUUUACGAAAGAGAUCCAGAUGUCGUGAAGUCUCCAAAUCAAUACCUGACAGUUGAGAACUUAAAAAAAUACACAAAUUACUCAAUCUGGGUUCUGGCCUACACAAAAAUGGGAGACGGAGCCAAAACAAAGCAGUUUUUUUGCCGGACUCAUGAAGAUGUUCCAUCGGCGCCUCAGGAUAUUAAGGCUAUACCUGCAUCAAGUAAAAGAAUCAUCAUUUCAUGGCUCCCACCCGCAAACCCCAAUGGCGAAAUUACGGGCUACACUUUCUACAUGUCAGUCAUGGAAAGUGGACAUGAAGAUGGAACUCAUAAACGUGUCCUUGGACCACACGUUGAAGUUCACGAAACACAUCGACAGCAAGAAGGAGCAACCUAUCAAUUCUGGAUGACGGCCUCGACAAAAGUUGGUGAAGGCGAGAAAACUGCUGUAGUCAGUGUUCCCCCAAAUAAUAAAGUCCCUGCCAGAAUAGUGUCCUUCAGUCGGAUUAUCGUCACACCUUGGAAAGAAAAUCUAAUUCUUCCAUGCAGAAAGGUGGGUGAUCCUUCUCCAGUUACCGUCUGGAGACAGGACGGCCAUUCAAUGGAGACAAGUACACGGAAAUCCAUUGCUAAGAAUGGAACUCUCUACAUAAGGGACUGCCAAAACAGCGAUGCAGGCAACUAUAGCUGCAGCGUAGAAAACACGUGGGGCAAGGAUGAAAUUAUAUACCAUAUUGUAAUCAAAGUUCCGCCAGAUCCUCCAAACCUCACGGUCAUCAGUACAUUUACCGACAGUCUUCAUUUAGAAUGGACAGACAAUAACAACGGCGGUAGCCCAAUCUUGGGCUACGUUAUAAACUACAAGCGCGACAACGGCGACUGGGAAGAACUUCAAAUUGAUUCGAAAACCAAUUCCCAUCUACUGAGCAAUCUAUGGUGCGGCACCAGAUAUCAGCUCUACAUUACUGCCUACAAUAAAAUUGGAACUGGUCUACCCUGUGAUAUUGUUAAUACAUUUACUAAAGGAAAUGCUCCUGUUCAGCCGAAGCACUCGCAGAUGAUCACCCAUAACUCUACAAGUGUGACCUGCUGGUUGGACUCCUGGGGAGAUGGAGGUUGUGCUAUUCUUUAUUUUGUCAUCGAGAGUCGAUUGUAUGGACGGUCUCAGUGGAACAUAAUAUCAAAUCAUAUUGCUCCAACUGAGAGGAUUUAUACCGUCGGAGAUUUGGUGCCUGGUACCAAAUAUCAGCUGCGAGUCACCGCUCAUAACAAUGCUGGACCAACUACUGCAAUUUAUAACUUUACAACCUUGUCUCCACAAGGAGUACUGUACAAUCCGGACCAUACGGUUCCGGUUUCGCAUAUAAGCGACAGCCCAUUCUAUGCUAACCUAAAAGUGCUUCUUCCAAUUUGUUUAUCAAUUUUCAUCCUUCUGGGACUUGUGAUUGCUGUACUGCUGAUAAGGAGGAAGAAACUGAACAGUCAAAACCGUCUGCCAUCAUCGUCCAUGUCGGAGUCACCAUCAUUAGCCAAUCUGCAGAACAAACAAAAUCGAGAUCAGCAAUACUUAGCUGUCCGUUGUAAUCCUGGCAACCGUAACAGUAAUUCCAACGACUCGGGGAGCUUCAAGGCGGAGGGCAAUGAGUAUAUCGAAGAUAUUUGCCCUUACGCCACAUUCCAGUUGAACAAGCAAACCUACAGUGAGAGUUCAUACAGUGGAAAUGUAUAUAGCGGUCCAUACCACUCCGUAAGAGGAUCUUUUGUUUAUCAUGACGUCAAACCAGAUAGUUAUAAUAAUAAGGAGCCAGAAUACACGAAGGUGCGACGAAAAGGUGGCCGUCUCAGGGAUCCGCAUUCGGAAAGCCAAGAAUCGGACAAUCCUGGUUCAACAGAUUCCGAAGUUAGGAAAAUCCUAACACUUCACAUACCAAUUACAGAAUACGAUACAUUGGGCUCGGAAUCGGACAACGAAGUUAGUUCACGCGCUGUGAAUCAAGCUAAGUAUAGGCCACAAAGAGAUACCCAAGAUGAGACCUCGUCAUCAUCAGAAACAACCCCAACUAGUAUAUCGCGGAAAUCUAAGCCACCAUUUUCUUCGCGAAAAUCAGCCAAGUCGUCCCAAAAUGCCCCGAAAAGGCAUGUAAGGAGUUCUAGUGGAUACUCAAGUCAUAAUGAGGAAACGACCUUUAGUAUAUCGAAUUACAACUCAUACGACGAUCACAUCAAUCCACCCCCAAGAUUCUCCGACGGAAACGAUAAGAAAACGGGGAAUUCCCCAAGAAUACGUGCCAAUUCGAAACUGCAACGUGAAGCUUUCCAGAUAAAUGUCUAGUAUUAAGUCCAAGCAUUAUUGCAACAAAGUACACAAUAUUAAUAACGGAUAAUAUUAACAGUGAAAGAUGAAAAUAUUAACACAAAAUAUUUAUUAAUUUAAAUGAAUAAGAAUUUAAUUUGUUCAAUACGUUGAAUAUGUGCGAGAGGCAGCAAGUAAAGAAAAAUAGUUAUUUCUCCUUUUCCAUUUUUUAGAUAGUUAUUAUUGAAAAGAAGAUUUGAAGUUUAUUUCAAGCAGUUUCUAUCGGAGGAAGUAAUUCAAACAAUUGUAAAUAGUGAUAGAUAUAUAACCAAAGCAUUUAUGAAAUGUGAAAAGUUGAUAAUAAGAAUAUCAUGGGGUUGAAAUCAUACUUCAUCUGAUCUUAGUGAACUUGCAAAAGUUGCCGUAGAAGUUUACCUCCCAAUUUUAUUGAAAAUGAAUUUUAUAUUGAACCAUUGAUCACAUAUCUCGAAACGUUUCUAUGUAAUGUUUUGGCCAAAGGACACUAACAUUAGUAUCAUUUCGCCCUUUACAACCAGAGCACUUUUACCCCGAAAUUUAAGGAAAGUUGAGCCGAAAUUCCAACAACAACCUGGUAGUUCAAUAAGUUUUGCGGUUCGAUAAGAAAAACACAAUUUUAUGGUUUGAAAUACACUUUAUUAUUCAGUAUAGUCUUCGUGAACAUCAAUACAUUUGCUCCAAUGAGGCUCCAAUAUGUGAAUUCCAUCCCUGAAGUAAGAAUCUGAAAGGGCUAAAAAAUACGCUUCCUCAGCUGCUAUGACCCCAUCAUUUGAUGCCCAGUUGCCUCGACCUAUAAUACUUUGCCGGACACUGUCCCAGGACGUGUAUAGAGGUUUCAACCUCAUCCUCACAAAACCUGCAGACAGUAUCCGUAGAUAUCCCUAGCUUCCCUAGGUGAUAGUUCAGCCGACAAUG